AAGAGAGAGCGUGGGCAAACAAAAUAGGUCCCUUAUGCUCAUGACUUAUACCAUUGCCAGCAAGGGUAACGGUAGAGAAAAUUCAGUCAUCAGUGCGCCGUGGCUCCAUCUCCAUCGAAUUGGCAAUGAAAAUGUCCACGCGCCAGUUCUACUUCAGCAAGUACACAAAUUUCCACAAAAAUCACAUCAAAUUGGUUGCUGUUUAUAUGAAAACGGCAAAUCUAAUGCAGAUCUUUAAUGUGCUAAAGCGUUCACUUUAAGCAGGAGCAG
Messenger RNA from Drosophila obscura, 270 nucleotides. RefSeq lists its product as uncharacterized. The transcript has a single exon. Lineage: Eukaryota; Metazoa; Arthropoda; Insecta; Diptera; Drosophilidae. The coding region runs from base 126 to 260 and encodes 44 amino acids. The record is from RefSeq and is a predicted model, not a curated record.